Molecule: messenger RNA, 2718 nt
Organism: Ixodes scapularis (black-legged tick)
Lineage: Eukaryota; Metazoa; Arthropoda; Arachnida; Ixodida; Ixodidae
Product: sushi, von Willebrand factor type A, EGF and pentraxin domain-containing protein 1
Exons: 11
Coding region: 397-1515 (372 amino acids)
Source: RefSeq, a predicted model, not a curated record
GUGCUUGAUGAACUGGCUGAACCAGCUGAACCAGCUGAACCAGCACCGCCCUUUUACAUCGUAACCACCACCACCCCGUGGUCGUAACGGUUACGGCGUCAAAACCUCGUCAGAUAUGCAUCAGCGAAGGCGGCGAUGACCCGAGAGGUCUCCCGUCGUCAUGGUUCCAGAUGAAUGACAAAGGUGGCGUUUUCGGGGCACCUUCCGAUUAGGCAUUGAUCGGUUCCGAGGGUCGGCGGGGACCUUCUAUUUGUGUGGAUCCUGAGACUCGCGUGGCUCGCACGCCACGGGUACCUGGCAGAAUGGACUGAAGCGGAGCCCGGAGCACUCGGCUGCGUCAAAUCGCGAAAGCUCAAGGCACAUUUCCGACUAGUUGCCAAGAAAAGGCCCUGCAGCAUGGUAUGGAAAUUGACAUUCUGGUUGCCCUUCCUGGUUUUGCUGCCACCGUGCGCCGGAGACUGUGACCCGGAGAACCUGACGGACUCGAGGCUGAACCAGAUGCCGGAACACACCACACAGAAGUCGUUUCCGAACGGGGCGGUGCACACUUACAAGUGCAUGCAUGGCUACCGGCCCUUCAACGAUCGCCGCAACGCCACCUGCCGCGGUACUGUCUGGGAGCUGGACAACGCACGACCCCUCGGCUGUCACGGCGCCAGUUGCGGAGCCCCCGGUGGGAGGAACGGCAUCGACCACGGCACCUUCCGCUCUCACGUCUUCACCUUCCCGAACAAAGUGGCGUUCGACUGCGAGAGAGGCUACCGGCUACACUCGCACGACAAUCAGCCCGUCGACUCGGACUACGGCAUCUACUGCCAGUCCGACGGAUUGUGGAGCGAACCGCCGCCCAAGUGCCUCGUGGUGGUGUGUCCGCAGCCGGCGCAAGUGGUCCACGGUAACGUGGACACGUCGGAGGGACUUAACUUCCGGGCCGUGGUGCACUACUCGUGCAACCGACUGUACAGGCUGGUGGGACCCCCGUCACGGCAAUGCCAGGACAACGCCACCUGGAGCGGUGCCGAACCGACCUGCGAAGAGGUGAAGUGCCCAACGCCGGUCAACCCCCCAGGCGGUGUGGUAGUGGUGACCAGCAUGUCGGUGGGGGCCAAUGUCACCUUUAGGUGCCUGGCCGACGGUUCCACCCUGGUGGCCCGGUGCCUGCCUCAGGGUGUCUGGUCACGCGACGCUCCUCGGUGCCCUCCCGUGGUCCCGACACAAGCCAGCACAGGCACUCCAACGACGACCACCACAACUGCGGCAGUGACGUCACCACGGAUCCCGACACAAACCAGCACAGGCACUCCGACGAUGACCGCCACAACCGCACCUGUAACGUCACCACCUUUCGAACCGACAAAAGAAACCACCGGGGAUCCACCGACAGUGGGUGAAGGAUCAGGGAUGCUGGCACUCUUCAGCGUGCUCCUAGUUCUUUCCGUGGCUUCCAUGGCCGGCGCAAUCCUGCUGUUGCGGUUCUACUGUAAGGCCGAGGCAUCGAGAGGCAGCGACACCUGAACUAGAGCAACAACCUAAGGCCAAGUGUCGGCAACGACCGAUCAAUUGUGGUCGACGGCUACCUGCGAUCACCUUCUUCAGGUUGUGUAGCCGGUUCUGAAGUUUAGGUGAGGGAUCCACCUCUGUGGGAGUGCCGCAGAGUAGGAGGUGGCAUGUGGCAGGAACGUCCUCAGAACCGGCAGGCCGCUGCGAUUGGACGGAACUGCCCCACAUGCGAGGACAUUAGACGUAUCAGUGGGCCUCAAGGACUCUGCCAGUGUCUGCUGCAGUAUGCGUAAGACAAGAAAAAAAAAAGUAGUUUCUUCGUGCAUUUUAUUGAAUAAACUGUCCUGAAUGUGUAUGGCAACACCACAGAUUUAGUACUUUCUUGAGGAAUGUGACCUUAGCAGUGCAAGUAUGCAGCCUGCCGUAUUUUCACAUAAUUUAAUAAACGCUUGCUUUUUAAGCGUGUGGAAUUGUUGCUUGACUCUCCAGCAGGGUGUAAGAUAUAGCAAAGUGGAAAGUUGAGCCAGUUGAUUCAUGGUUCUUUGAAUGGCAGCUUCCUCUUGGCCUUCUCCACCGAGCGCUUGACUGGUGGCAUUCGCGGCUGCUAAUCUAGUCACGUGGGGCAAUACAGAACAAUCUGCUCAAGGGGCGUCUUGCCUGCUCUAUCGGCCAGAAACGCAGCAUUGCAAUCUUAUUUUAAGGUGAAAGCCUUAUAUGUCUCAUCGUAUUCAGUCGACCUGUUGAGGUGUGUUGAUGACUACCUGAUUCUGCUGAAAGGCAACGAUAACACAGACAUUGAAAGUGUGGUUGCCGCGAUGUUACAAGUGUUUACGGAUUGUUCUUCGGGACUAAAGUUUAAGUGUGAGGCCACUUCUGAGGGUGCCCUACAAUUUUUAGAUCUCAAUCUUCGAUGUGAGCCCUCACAUUUGUGUUGGCCCUAUGAGCAUAGAUCUAAGAAGGGGCUCUUAGUGUAUGAAUCCACACACUCUAAGACAGUGAAAAGAGCCAUUGCACUGUUCAGUCUCUGCACCGCCUUGUUUAAGUCGUGCCACUGUGGUGUGGUGACAGUUUUUAGUUGCAAUGCAAAAGGUUGUCAAAUGCUGGUUUCCCUUUGGGAGUUGUCAUGGGCGUCGUGGAAUCCUUGGUUAAGGUGUUUAGAGGGCCUGGUAGUACUGAGGCAAUGCUGAAAAAGAGGCCGUAUCUCCACGUGGUGAAUGC